This is a messenger RNA of Plectropomus leopardus (leopard coralgrouper), 2454 nucleotides long. NCBI's taxonomy places the organism in Eukaryota, Metazoa, Chordata, Actinopteri, Perciformes, Serranidae. The record is from RefSeq and is a predicted model, not a curated record.
GGCUCCGCGCGCUCAUCAUCGCUGCCUCUCGCGCACAUGGGGGGCUAAUCACCAACAAGCUAAUUGCUAGCUGUUUUUAGCCGAGGAAUGAAAACCCGGGAAUCACCACCGCCGGUUCACGUGCACGUACCGGAGACCACACCUGUACAUGUUCAUAUGAGGAGAAGUCCCAGCAAGACACCACAGAGUCGGACAAAAGACACUCAGGUGAAGGGAGACGGAGGGAGGCCAAAGGUGCGGACGCCGUGGAUUCCUCCAGGACGACUGUCCUGCAGAAGAGACGUGGGCUCCUACAAGUGCCAGAGAAGCAGAUCGCAGCAUCGAUCAGAGCGCGAUGAAGAGGAGCAGGAAGAAGAGCUGGACGCUGUAUCCAAAAACCUCAGCGUCCUACUCAGAGAGCAAGAGAGCAUUCGGAAUUUAAAGAAGUCGGACUCAAAGGCUCAACACAGAGAGACAGACGUGCUCCUGAGGGCGCUCGUAGAGGCGGAAAUCGACGGCGUAGCGGUGGCGAAUCAGCUGACGGCUCUGAAGGAAACUAUCGACAGCCUCGCUAAGGACAAGCGGCUGUCAAAGCUGCACGCAGCGUCAGUGACACGGCAGCAGGAGCUGCUGCUGGAGAAGAUCGAGAUGUUUGACAACACCAAUCACAGCCUGCGAGAGCUGCUCAGAGAGUGGAGCGAGUCCGAGAGAGAAUCACUGUUGUGGUCAGAUCAGAGAGACGCCAUAAAGAAGAGACUGACCGACACUGAGGCGGAGAACAUUCGACUUUUAGCCAAACUGACCAGCAAAGAGAAAGAGGCGUCUAAGCUGGCGGAGCAUUUGGACUUUGAAAAGGACAAUGCAAAGACGGCGGAGGAGCUUUCAAGAAUCCUGCAGUCGACCGGCGACCAUCUGGAGUCAGAGCUGAGCAGAGCAGAAGCAGAAAAGGUCCAUCUGGCUGCUCAGAUUCAGAGGAUGCAGCGGAGCCAGGAGCAGCAGCAGGAGGAGCUCCGGGCUCUGCAGGAGGAGCUGCAGACUCUGAGGCAGCGGAGAGAGGAGGAGGAGAAGGAGGAGCAGAGGAGGCAAGAUCAAGAGGCGCUGGCCGCGCUGACCCAGCACGCCGAGCGAGCCGAAGAGUCGGCCAGGCAGCUCGCUGUCAAACUGCAGGAGAAGGAAUCCCAGUUGGCUCAAGCUCUGUCCACGUCCAGCGACUGGUGUCUCCGUCACUCUAAAGAGGCAGCUGCUAAAGGACAGCUGGACGAGGAAAUCUCUGCUCUCAAACUUCAGGUGGCCGAGCUCGACUCGCAGCUUCAUUCAGCGGAGGAGAGGAGUCGCACGGAGAGGGAGGAGCUCCGGGAGCAGCUGCAUCAUCUCAGCGCCGAAAACGCCUCCACCAAGCUGGACAACCAAAGACUUAAGGGUCAGCUGACGUCCUCCGAGGAGAAGCUCGGCGCUCUGCAGUCUGACGCCCGUCGACUGAAGUCGUCAAUCAAGAAGCACGAAAACCUGGUGGAGAAAUACAAGAGGAAGGUGCAGCAGGUGCGUCUGGAGUCAGAUGAGUACUGCCUGCAGCUGGAGGCGACACAGAGGGAGGCGCGGGAGGUGAAGGUGAGCCUGGAGAGGGAGGCGGAGCAGGUGAGGAGGGAGCUGCUGGGCCGGCUCAGGGAGCUGGAGACGCUGCCCGACAGACUGAGGAGGACGGAGGAGCAGCUCAGAGACGCCCGGCAGGAGGCAGACGCCCACGAGAGGAGGAACGAGGAGCACAACUCGGCUCUCUCUGAAGUCAGACGCAAGGUGGAACAGCGAGGCGCUCAGCUGGAGACGCUCCAGCAGAAGAACCUGCUGCUGCAGGAGGAGAACAACGUUCUCAAAGAGAAAAUUCACAACUUAGAGAGGAGGCUGGAGGACAUGACGGCAGAAAACAAAGACAAGUCUCAGGCUCUCCUGUCAAAGGACGCCAGUGUCCGCAGCGCUCAGCAGCAGCUGGACGAGAAGACCCGCGAGUGCAGCGUCCUGUCCAGACAGCUGCAACAAACUCUGGAGGACGCACAGAGACAGGUGGACAGCAGCAUGCAGCGGGUUUUGGCCAAAGAGAGAGCGUCUCAGUCUAAAGCGUUGGACCUGCAGAGCCAGCUGAGCCGAGCCAAAAGCGAGCAGAGUCAGCUGCAGCGAAGCAAGGAGGAGAUGGAGCGUCGUUUCCAGAGUCAGCUGCAGAGCAUGAAGGACAGGCUGGAGCAGUCGGACUCCACAAACCGCAGUCUGCAGAACUAUGUUCAUUUCCUCAAAACCUCCUACGGAAACGUGUUCGGCGACUCUAUGAUUGCAAGCUGAAGGCAAAAAACCCAACCAGCAUUUAUACAUUCCCAAAGCAUUGUAGUAGACCUAAAUGACGUUUAUUGAUUACGAUUGUUGAUUUUAGAAUUUUAUACUGUAUAUGAAAUUAAAACUGUUAUAAAUGAAAUGAUUUUAAAUUAG